This is a messenger RNA of Letharia columbiana, 777 nucleotides long. RefSeq lists its product as uncharacterized. The record is from RefSeq and is a predicted model, not a curated record. Bases 1 to 777 code for a protein of 258 amino acids. The transcript is spliced from 2 exons. Lineage: Eukaryota; Fungi; Ascomycota; Lecanoromycetes; Lecanorales; Parmeliaceae.
AUGGUUCUGGCCCAGCCGCCUUUGCAAUACAUAUUCACGGAGAGGGAAAGUUCCAAGUCCAGGCCGCGCGCGGGGCAAGAUAUACCAAGUUCCGGGUCCGAAUACCCUUAUAGCGGCUCUAGGAUACGCCGCAAACAGCCUGUUAUAGAUGAUUCCGGCCAAAGUCAGCUCACGCACUCCGGGCAGGCGCAUCUGGUCUUCCUCAUGACUACCUUCGAGAACGCUGAUGCUGAAGUCAUUGCACAGACCUUGAAAAAGAUUGCAACAGUCCAAGACAGCGAUGUGCCUGCAACAUUCAUAGCCACUCCUUCAGUUCCAAAGAAACGAGCCUCGAAGGCUGAAAUUCGACCAAGCGCCCUAAGAAACACGUCACACGCGUCGUUGGGGCCGGAACGCCAAAAGUCUUUACCAAUACCAGGACGUAAAGCCCAUCUUGAACAGGAUCAUCAACUCGCUCAACUAGAUCAGGAUGGACAGAGCAGAACGACGGAACGAGGAUCAAAAUCAAUGGAUGAGAGGCCGUUGCUGGACAAAGUUUCAGAAGAGCCUGACGUGAUGUUUGAUGACAACGAUAUCCCUCAUCACCAGCGUGUCGACUGUUCUCCCGAAAGUCCUGUUCUUCCACGUCCGCACCAAAGACAUUCUCGCCCGUUGCCGCCUGAUCCUGUCAAUCACUCCCGUGAAGCUUCGCCUCGACCUCAGUCCCGCAAUUUAACCCUCAAGGGUCCUCGGAGUAGACUAAUAAACGGACCGAUCAUCAUGGAGCAUGGUGGUUAA